AUGCCAAAUCCAAUUAAAAACAGCGAUCCGGUUUUGAUGACGUCAUUUGCUAAAAAGCGUGACAAGGUGCUGAAAUGGAAUGGAUGGGGCUAUGCGGACUCAUUUUUCAAGUUGGAUCAUGAAGGCGACGUCGUCAUGAUGGGAGACAGGUAUGAAGCAUGCGGUCACAAGAUGCCAUAUUUCCGUCCAUGGUUUGAGGAGCAUCUGGGGGUGCAUGAUAUCAUCAAUCUGCGUCAAGGGAAAUUCCCACGGCUGCCUGAUCUCGUCGUAUGGCCACGAAGUGAACAAGAUGUAAUGAAG
Ostertagia ostertagi is the source of this 300-nucleotide messenger RNA. The record is from the annotation of a GenBank genome assembly. NCBI's taxonomy places the organism in Eukaryota, Metazoa, Nematoda, Chromadorea, Rhabditida, Trichostrongylidae.